AUGGUCGCCACCACACACGAGCCACCUUCCGAACGCCUUCGACAAGCUGAAGAACUCAAGAAUGCAAAGCAGAUUGAGCAGGCGAUUGCUCUUUACAAUGGUGUCCUUGCUGAACCUUCAGAAAACGAUCAGAUUAUUAAGGAACAGGAAUACGCCAUUGUCCAUCUCGGCCAGCUCUAUCGCGACCUCGGUCUUGCACAGGAACUCGCUCAGCUGAUCCGAUCAUCGCGAUCGUUUAUGGGUGCGAUUGCCAAAGCUAAGACGGCCAAACUAAUUCGCACGCUUGUGGAUUAUUUCAGCGACAUCCCCAAUUGUUUGCCUCUCCAGAUUGAUGUGUGCAAGGAAACCAUUGAAUGGUCUGUGCAGGAAAAGCGUAUCUUUUUGAAGCAAUCUCUCGAGACACGCUUGGUGGCCCUCUAUCUCGACAACAAGAUGUAUCAUGAGUCCCUCAAUCUCAUUUCUCAAUUGCUCAAGGAGCUCAAGCGUUUGGAUGAUAAGAUGGUCCUUGUUGAAGUUCAACUCUUGGAAAGCAGAGUGUGCCAUGCUCUUCGAAACCUGCCAAAAUCAAGAGCUGCAUUGACCUCUGCACGUACAUCUGCCAACGCCAUCUACUGCCCACCUCUUUUGCAAGCUGCACUUGAUAUGCAAUCGGGUGUACUUCAUUCAGAAGAAAAAGAUUACAAGACCGCCUAUUCCUACUUUUUCGAAGCAUUUGAAGGAUAUUCAAGCCAAGAUGAUCCAAAGGCCGUGUUGGCUCUCAAGUAUAUGCUUUUGUGCAAGAUCAUGUUGAAUUUGCCUGAGGACAUUCAAGCCAUUCUCAGUGGCAAGACCGCUUUACGUUACUCUGGUUCCGAUAUCGAAGCUAUGAAGGCUGUGGCCAGCGCACAUCAAAACAGAAACUUGCAGGAAUUCGAAACUGCAUUGGCAACCUAUACACAUGAGCUCAAUGAUGAUCCCAUUAUCCGAUCACAGCUUGCAGCAUUGUACGACACCCUUCUUGAACAAAAUUUGGUGCGCAUCAUUGAACCCUUUUCUCGAGUUGAGAUUUCCCAUAUCGCAAAUUCUGUCAAACUCCCAACACAACAAGUGGAAGCAAAACUUUCACAAAUGAUCUUGGACAAGGCUUUCCAUGGUAUUUUGGAUCAAGGUGCUGGAUGUCUGAUUGUAUUUGAUGAGCCAGAAGAAGAUAAAACGUACGAAACGGCUAUUGACACGCUCAAACAAGUUGACAAGGUGGUCUCCAGUCUCUACCAAAAGGCGGCCAAGUUGUCGUAA
Lichtheimia ornata is the source of this 1275-nucleotide messenger RNA. RefSeq lists its product as uncharacterized. Gene Ontology annotation, biological process: ubiquitin-dependent protein catabolic process. The record is from RefSeq and is a predicted model, not a curated record. Gene Ontology annotation, molecular function: structural molecule activity; protein binding. Gene Ontology annotation, cellular component: proteasome regulatory particle, lid subcomplex. The coding region runs from base 1 to 1275 and encodes 424 amino acids. The transcript is spliced from 9 exons. NCBI's taxonomy places the organism in Eukaryota, Fungi, Mucoromycota, Mucoromycetes, Mucorales, Lichtheimiaceae.